GGACUAAUUCAUUCAUUGAGUGCCAUUCAUAGACGGAGCUUUGCCGGAGAAGGUUGUUGAUCGUCGGAUCGCGCAUUUCCUUCGCUACUCGUCCUCUCGUUAACCGGUUGGCAACAUCGUUUUUUGCAAAUCAAGUUCAACUAUAAGUGAUUAGCGAGUUAAUCUUUACGCAGUCAGUGCGCUAGAGAAAGUGUUAAGAAUGGUUAUCAAUUUUGGAGCAGGGCCGGCAAAGUUGCCUCGGGAUGUUCUAUUGGAGGUUCAGAAAGAGCUGGUCGAUUAUGGGAACAGUGGAAUGAGUGUUAUGGAAAUGUCCCACCGAGGAAAAACCUACAUGAAACUUCACCAAGAUACGGUCGACCUGGCGCGAAAAAUUCUCCAGGUCCCGGACAAUUACGAGGUCCUGUUGAUGCAGGGUGGUGGAACCGGUCUCUUUGCGGCCGUUGCCAUGAACCUGAUCAACCGGUCUGGCUCGGCAGACUAUCUGGUAACGGGAUCAUGGUCUGCGAAGGCCGCCAAGGAGGCCGAAAAGUACGGAAAAGUUAACCGAGUGGUUCCCAAGCCGGAAAAAUACGUCCGGGUACCGGCCGCCCAACAGUGGAAGCUGGACCCAAAUGCCUCCUAUCUGUACUACUGUGACAACGAAACCAUCGAAGGGGUGGAAUUCGAUUUCGUGCCGGAAACUAACGGAGUGCCCCUGGUGGUGGACAUGUCCUCCAACAUCAUGUCCCGACCGGUGGACAUCAAAAAGUUUGGGGUCAUCUUUGCCUGUGCCCAGAAGAAUAUCGGUCCAUCUGGAAUCACGUUGGUCAUUGUUCGAAAAGAUCUCAUUAGCACCGAGUAUCGACUGCCGAUGACCCCAACCAUCCUGGAUUUCUCGAUCCUCGCCAAGGACAACUCCAUCAACAAUACUCCGCCAACUUUUGUAAUCUACGUGAUGGGUCGGGUGUUUGCCUGGAUCGAACGACAGGGUGGGUUGCAGAAAAUGUACCAAGAUUCUUUGACUAAAUCGAGCCUGAUCUACGAUGUGAUCGCAUCGUCUAAAAACUUUUACUACUGUCCCGUGGAAAGCAACGUACGCAGCCGCAUGAAUAUUCCGUUUCGUGUCGGUGGACCGACCGGAAGCGAUGCCCUCGAGCAGGAGUUUCUCAAAGGAGCUGAGGCCCUAGGAAUGCAACAGCUCAAGGGACACCGAUCGGUGGGGGGCAUUAGAGCUUCCCUCUACAAUGCCGUUACAAUCGAAGAAACCAAAGCUCUGCAAAAGUAUAUGUUAGAGUUUUUGACAAGAAAUUCAUAAAUGAAGAGAAUCAUGCAUCCAUUAUAUUUUAAGUGAAAUCGUAAUCAAACUAUAUUUUCUUUCUUGAAAAUGUCAUCCAAAA
This is a messenger RNA of Uranotaenia lowii, 1376 nucleotides long. Its product is annotated as probable phosphoserine aminotransferase. Gene Ontology annotation, molecular function: O-phospho-L-serine:2-oxoglutarate transaminase activity; pyridoxal phosphate binding. The transcript has 4 exons. Gene Ontology annotation, biological process: L-serine biosynthetic process. Bases 200 to 1294 code for a protein of 364 amino acids. Gene Ontology annotation, cellular component: cytoplasm. The record is from RefSeq and is a predicted model, not a curated record. NCBI's taxonomy places the organism in Eukaryota, Metazoa, Arthropoda, Insecta, Diptera, Culicidae.